AUGGGCGUGACGGUGAAAAAGGCGAUGUUGGAGAUUAUGGAGAGGAUGGAAGUGCAGGUGUUAAAGGCGACACUGGCGAUAGAGGGUUUCCUGGAAUUUGGUGAAACUGGACCAGAUGGUGAAAGAGGACCCGAUGGCCCACGCGGAAUAAGUAUGCCUGGUGAUGUAGGUGAUAGUGGAGCUCCAGGAAGAGAUGCUCGAAAUGGAGCCGUUGGUUUGCCAGGACUUUCGGGUCAAAAAGGUGUUGUAGGUGAAACUGGCGUCACUGUGAUUGGGCCCAAAGGCGAAGCUGGACGGCCCGGUAGAGAUGCAAUUGACGCAGAAAGAGGAAAAGGUGGCGAUGUUGGCGAUUUAGGUGAAAAAGGUUAUCCUUCAGAUGCUUUUGGAAUCAACAAAAUUGGACCAGAAGGUGAAAGAGGCCUGAGAGGUGAACCUGGAGAUUUUGGCGACAGAGGCCAAGAUGCGUUGAAUGGGCUCCCUGGGCCUAAAGGCCAGAGAGGAGAUGACUGUUUGUUUUGUCCACCAGCUAGAGAUGGACAAAAAGGUGAACGGGGUGAUACUGGAAGAAAAGGUUUUAAAGGCCCGGUCGGAUUUGUUGGAGAAAGAGGAAAAGUUGGUCCAAAAGGCCCUGCUGCAAGGCAUGGACUUCCUGCUCCUCCUUCACUCAAAGGUGAAGCUGGAAGUUGGGGUUUAGAUGGGGUUUCUGGAAGAAAAGGCGAACCUGGAGAUGUCAUUUUUCCACCUAUUGAAGGUGCACCCAAAGGCCCAGUAGGAGAUAGGGGCGAGAGAGGUGAUGAAGGAGUUCCUGCAACUGACGCUCCAAUUGGGCGCCCGGGCGUUCCGGGACUUAGAGGCAGCAAAGGUGACCAGGGUGAUUUUGGAGGAGCCGGACCAGCAGGAAAUCCCGGAGCUAAAGGUCCUGAUGGUCUCACUGGACCCAAAGGCGAAAGGGGUAGCUCUAUCGACGGGCUUCCGGGUUUGAUAGGUGAGAACCGCUUUUAG
Molecule: messenger RNA, 1002 nt
Organism: Rhagoletis zephyria (snowberry fruit fly)
Lineage: Eukaryota; Metazoa; Arthropoda; Insecta; Diptera; Tephritidae
Source: RefSeq, a predicted model, not a curated record